This is a messenger RNA of Phyllopteryx taeniolatus (common seadragon), 2941 nucleotides long. RefSeq names its product NKD inhibitor of WNT signaling pathway 1 (gene nkd1). Gene Ontology annotation, molecular function: calcium ion binding. Lineage: Eukaryota; Metazoa; Chordata; Actinopteri; Syngnathiformes; Syngnathidae. Gene Ontology annotation, cellular component: cytoplasm. The transcript has 10 exons. Gene Ontology annotation, biological process: negative regulation of Wnt signaling pathway. Bases 22 to 1497 code for a protein of 491 amino acids. The record is from RefSeq and is a predicted model, not a curated record.
GCGAGCCAUCUGAUUCUUCAGAUGCUUGUUUGCUCGCCUGAGCAGCGGACCUGUGUGAGUGUGCCCCCGUCGUUCUCCCUGGCUCAUCUCCGCGGAUUCUUUUCGGAUAUCUCCCGCUCUCUUGGCGGUUCUUUUUUUGGACGAUAUUACUCGUCUGAUGGUGUGCACCGAUGCCGAGAGAUGGGGAAACUGCACUCGAAACAUGCCGCAAUUUGUAAAGCGAGGGAGAGCCCGGAAGGCGACAGCUUUGUAGUCAAUGCCUGUUUGGCUCGGAAAGGACUGGACGACUGGCUGGUGAAGAGGCAGGACUGUCAUCUAAAGACCAAGUGCGCGUUGACCACCCGGGACUCAAUAAAUGAAGCUGAACGGAUAGGUGAUGAGCACUACCGCUUAGAAGUGGCUCUGCCCCCGGAGAAGACAGACAGCUGCUGCUUGGAGAACAAGAUGAUGCAGGAGCGGGACGGCCAAUCCCCCGUGGGGACGCACAAGCAGCUCCAGUUUGAAGAGCUGGAGUGCGCUGUAUCCAUGGAGGAGGAUAACCGACAGGAGUGGACGUUCACCCUCUACGACUUUGACAACAACGGGAAAGUCACCAGAGAGGACAUUACCAGCCUCCUCCACACCAUCUACGAGGUAGUGGAUGCCUCUGUCAAUCAUUCGCCCAGUAACAGUAAGACCUUGCGGGUCAAACUGUCGGUGGCUCCAGACUCCAGCCAGCGGUGGAGGAGUUGCACGCAGGGCACAGAUGCGUCCCACCCCAGGGAGAGAAAUGACAAGUGCACCGAAGACCCCAAGAGUACUGACAAGAAAAGUCGAGCACUCAUAAGGCGCCACCACAGCGACCAGCACAGCCAUGCCCAGCCGGGCUGCCAGCGCCACUGCGUGGACGAGAACCUGGAGCGACGGAACCACUACUUGGACUUGGCCGGUAUAGAGAAUUACACGUCCCGCUUCGGAGCCGCAACAACAGAGCAGAUCAAGGCAGAACCCCAGACCCGGUCUUCCAACCAGACCCGCUCUCGAUCCCACGAGCCAGAAAACAGCCACUUCCAUCAUCCCCCGCCCCACCACCACCGGCGCUUGCAGGCCGUCACAGACACCAGCCCUCCCGAGGGCCACCACCCUGGCCGGACGCGAGGCCAAGACUCCGGGAAAGCCGCCGUCCGCUCCCCCAAGACCCACAGCCGCACUACCCCCGCUCAGCUCAGCAGUCGGGUGAUGCGGAGCAGGGGUUUCCCUACUCCCCCGGUGCUCCCCAGCCAGACGCCCCCUCACCAGUCGGCCGCCCCUUACCGCAAGCACAAGCAGCGCUCCAAGGACCACCAGGGAUUUCGGGCGCUCGGCACCCUGGUGGCGCCCAGGGUGGAAAAGGAGCAGGUGAAGGAGCUGCCCGGGGUUCUGCUCUACGAGGGCCGGCUGGCGCAGGUCGUCCAGCGGCACGAGCAUCACCACCACCAUGAACACCACCACCACUACCACCACUUCUACCAAUCCUGAAUGCCCGACCCGCUUUGGGUUCCUCAACACGGGUACUGGGUGUGGCCACCACCACUAGCAACACUUCUACCACAUCGGGACUGUUGUAAAACUAUCUUGAAAUAGGAAGUGGGGCUGGACCCAUGUAGUUAGGUUGGGGUUAGAGUAACAACACCACCACCUCCACAAACAACACCAUCACUUCUGACAGUCCUGAUCUCCCGUCCUACUUUGGGACCCUCUGGGAGCUUCCUCGACACAGGUAGUGGCGGUGGGCCCAGGUAGUGGGGUAUCACUAGCGCAACACUACAAACACCACCACCUCUACUUUUAAUUGUACCAGUCUCACUCUCUCAUCCUGUCUUACGACCCUUCGGGUAGUCACCACCAUUUCUACCAGUCCUGAAUGCCCGCCCACUUGGGACCCUUUGAGGUCUUCCUUGACACAGGAUGUGGGGGCGGCCAUCACCGCUUGGGAGACUUCUAAUAGCCCAGAAUAGCAGCCCCACUUUGAGACCCUUUGGGAGUUGCUUCUACAUAGGAAAUGGAGUGUGGACCAAAUUUGCGGGGGUGGGACUAGAACACCACCGCAAACACCACUAACACUUCUAGCUCUUCUAGCAGUCUUGAACAGCUGCAUCACUUUGGGAGCCGUCUGGUGCUUCCAGAACACAGGAAGUGGAGGGGACCCACUGGAGUUCUACCACCACAGCCCCUUUCGCCAUUUCUACUAGUCCUGAACGACAACCCCUCUUGGGGACCUUUUGGGAGCUUCUAAAAAACAGGAGGAGCGAGUGGACCCACUAAAGGACCACUGCCAGUAGUUCUACGAGUCCUGAAUGGCCACCCUGCUCUGAGACCCUUUGGGGAGCAUCUUCAACACAGGAAGUGGGGACCCAAGUCAUGGGGGAGACACGGGAGGUUAGGGGAGAUCAGAAGACAUGUAAUAGAAAAUAAUUAAGUGUUAUGACCAGAUUACAGUAUUUAGGACCACAGUACUGAGAAGGAUCAUGGGUGGGACCACAGAAAUCCCCCCAUCUAGCAAUCCAGUACCCUUUUUACAUGGCUGCGGCACCAAUGCUGGUUCAGUAAUGGGGCCAACCCAGAAGAGCCUUUCCAGACCACUAAGCCAAAAGCCCAAAGCAGGACUGUGAUGUAAAAAUGAACAUAUAUGAAGGAAGCAGUGUGCAUAAAUUGCAAUACUGGUGUCUGUUGAAAACCCUUCUGUGGCCGCGCAAGUAUUUAAACUGGAAAAUGAAGAAUCCGAUUUGAGUAUCCCUUAAUGUUGGAAGGAAAAUGUUGAAAAAAAAUCCCAAAUCUGCUGCUACCUCUAAUUUAAUCAUAAUCUUCACUUUUUUUCAUUUAUUUUUUUCAAUCUGCAGUAGCGCUCCUUAUGAUGACUAACUUUGACUGUAUAUAAGGUGUGUGUGUGUGUGUGUGUAUAUAUAUAUAUAUAUAUAUAUAU